Mya arenaria is the source of this 468-nucleotide messenger RNA. RefSeq lists its product as uncharacterized. The record is from RefSeq and is a predicted model, not a curated record. Lineage: Eukaryota; Metazoa; Mollusca; Bivalvia; Myida; Myidae. The coding region runs from base 1 to 468 and encodes 155 amino acids. The transcript has 4 exons.
AUGGAGUUACCAGACAUAAACCAGUUGUUAGAUGAAAAUGAGUUUGAUGAUGAAGCGUCGGAGGAAAGAGGUCUUGUUCCCUUCGAGACUGAGACUAGCGAGGCAGUAUAUUCUCAGACGGAGACUAGCGAGGCAGUUGAAGGUCCUGAUCCUAUAGAAACUGAGACAAGCAAGUCGGUUGUUGAUCCUGAUCCCAUAGAGACCGUGGCAGUUGACUCUCAGACCGAGACUAGUGUUGAAACUGAUCCUGCAACAUCUAGUGGAAAACGGGGGGAAAAGAGACCUUGGACAAAAAGUGCUGAGGAAUUUUUGAGAAGAGCUUUCAAAAGUUACCUCACCAGAAAAGCAGCUAGUGUCCACAAUACAGACAUAAUCAUGGCUCAAAACACAUGUGCCGAAUUAUCUGAAAGAUCAAAGGCUCAAAUAAGGUCCAAGUUAACCAACAUGAAGUUGGGGAAAUCAAAAUAA